AUGUUCGUUGAGGCAGAGGCUUGGAACUUGCUAGACCCGAGUGUAUCAUGUUUUGUUAUUGCUUAUUGCGCCUCAAUGCAACAUUUUCAUGCAGUAUGCAGUCCUUGCGUCAUGGUCGAUUUAGAACAUCAAGUCUUGGCCAGGUUUGGUCUAUCUGCUCUCUUCUCCUUAGCUCACGAAUCUAGGAAUAUUAGGUAUUCUAUAUAUGAGAAGAAUGUUGGAUUUGCGACUAGUGUACCAGCUGGUUAUACUACAUUAGCAGUUGCUCGUACUCUGCUACUAGGAAUAUCUAGGUCAUGUCUUAUCCCUAUCGCGUCUUUGCGAUACUUUACUGCAGUAUGCAGGUUGUCAUAUGGUCUCUCCUUGACCAUAACACUCGUCUCUCUUGAGAUGGAAAGAAGAGCACUCUUCAUUGUUUUUGCUCCAUUUAAUCUUGGUAUUUGGGACACAUAUUGCUCUAUUUACUCCUUUAUGGAAGUUGUUUACAUCCAAUCUUUCCCUCCUCUCGUGAGUGAUUGUAUUGUAGGGAAAACAGAUGUCGGAGUUUGCUUGGCUAUUUGCUUCUCUAACCCUUGA
This is a messenger RNA of Arabis nemorensis, 576 nucleotides long. The record is from the annotation of a GenBank genome assembly. NCBI's taxonomy places the organism in Eukaryota, Viridiplantae, Streptophyta, Magnoliopsida, Brassicales, Brassicaceae.